Molecule: messenger RNA, 993 nt
Organism: Gongylonema pulchrum
Lineage: Eukaryota; Metazoa; Nematoda; Chromadorea; Rhabditida; Gongylonematidae
Source: the annotation of a GenBank genome assembly
AUGGCGCAGCAACUCGUGCAACUUAACCCGGGUGACCAGGUCGACCGCUGGCAUAUUGAUAAGAAGCUCGGCGAAGGCGGAUUCGGCGCCGUCUACAUGACACGAAUAAUCUCACUUCCAUUGCUACCUGGAAAAAGACUAAGAUUCUUCCAGGUAUCGGACUGUACGGGAAAGUACGCGCUGAAGGUCGAGGGUGUCAACGAGCAAAUUCAGGACACGAACGAAUUGCUUCAGGUACUGAAAAUGGAGGUGUAUGUGCUCACCGAGCUCAACAAACGUAACAAUCGACACUUCUGCAAAAUUGAGGACAAGGGGCGUUUCGGGACAUUUAAUUAUGUUGUCAUGACUCUGGUUGGCAAAAGUUUGCAGGAUCUUCGAAAAGCGACCCCAGCACAACAUCUCUCGAUGGGUUCGGCACUCGGCGCUGGAAUCCAGGCACUGGAGGCACUUGAAGAUCUUCAUGCAAUCGGUUACCUCCACAGGGACGUGAAGCCUGGAAAUUACACGGUUGGUCGCCAGGAGCUUAACGAACUGCGUAAAGUUUAUGUGCUUGAUUUCGGGAUGUGCCGAAAGUAUACGAACUCACAGAAUGUGAUUCGCAAGCCGCGAGCGGCAGCUGGCUUCCGUGGCACCGUCCGCUAUGCGCCGAUAUCGUGCCACCUACAGCGCGAAUUGUGCCGUAAAGAUGAUGUUGAAACGUGGAUUUACAUGCAAGUCGAGCUCACCACUGGGAAUCUGCCAUGGAAAAAUGUCGCUGAUAUGAAUCAGGUUGGGGAAUAUAAAAAACGUUGUCGUUUCGAGCCGGCAAUUAACGAACUAAUGGGUGGCUGCGCCCCGGAACUGAGACAGAUCAUGCAAAUCGUUGAUGGCCUGAAAUACUACGAUCAGCCACCGUAUCAGCAAAUUUAUCAGCUGAUGCGUCAGUCGUUCCAGACGAUGGGCUGUCAGGAAUUUCCGUAUGACUGGGAAAAACCCGGUGGUGGCAUCUUCUGA